Messenger RNA from Penicillium atrosanguineum, 1500 nucleotides. RefSeq names its product putative MFS transporter. The transcript has 3 exons. Gene Ontology annotation, cellular component: membrane. Gene Ontology annotation, molecular function: transmembrane transporter activity. The record is from RefSeq and is a predicted model, not a curated record. Gene Ontology annotation, biological process: transmembrane transport. The coding region runs from base 1 to 1500 and encodes 499 amino acids. NCBI's taxonomy places the organism in Eukaryota, Fungi, Ascomycota, Eurotiomycetes, Eurotiales, Aspergillaceae.
AUGAUGGGAGAGAAGGCGGAGAUGUCGCACGAGGAAGUUGUGCAUCUUACGGAGUUGACCGAGGAAGAGAAAGUUCUUGAAAAGAAGCUGCGCCGUCGCAUUGAUUCAUUGAUCAUGCCCCUGGUGGUGCUUGUUUACCUGCUAAAUUAUAUCGAUCGCAACAAUUAUGCCGCGGCCAAACUCCAGGGUCUCACGGAAGAUCUCAAUUUGACCGAUACCGAGUACCAAACCGGUCUUUCGAUUCUCUUCGUCGCAUACAUCCUCAUGCAAGUCCCGAGUAACUUGCUGCUGAACUAUAUGGGCCGCCCAUCACUAUACCUCGGUUUCUUCGUGACAGCUUGGGGACUGGUCUCGGCUGUCACUUCUCAGGCAAAGUCCUACGGUGGCAUCGUGGCUUGUCGAUUUUUCCUCGGUUUCGUCGAGGCCCCUUUCUUCGCCGGCGUUCUCUUUUACCUGUCAAAGUGGUACACUAAGAAAGAAUUGGCCUUCCGGAUGUCUAUUUUCUACUCUGGUUCCCUGAUUAGUGGUGCCUUCGGAAACCUCAUCGCAGCCGGCAUUCUGAACGGCCUGGCGGGACAGCGUGGCAUGGAUGCAUGGCAGUGGCUAUAUAUUAUUGAAGGCAGCAUCACUGUUUUCGUUGGCAUUGUAAUCUGCUUUGUCCUUCCCGAUUUCCCAGAGACAUGGAAGCUCCUAUCGCCAGAGAUGCGAAAAAUUGCCGAGCGACGUCUUGCCAUUGAUGCCGCCGAAGCCGAUGUGGAUGAGAAAGGCAGCAUGAGCCAGAUUCAAGGUCUGAAGCUUGCCAUGACUGACAUGAAGACCUACGUUCUCGCCCUUGGCUACAUGUGUAUCACCGGCGCAGCUGGUUUCCAAAAUUUCUUCCCGACACUCACGGAAACACUGGGAUACCCUAAGACGAUCUCGCUGCUGCUGUGCGCCCCGCCAUAUAUAUUCAUGGUCAUCUACAGUUUAUCACAUUCGUGGAUCUCGGAUAAAUUGGGGAUCCGAUUUUGGUUCUUCGCCUAUCCAGUCAUCCCCACCAUAAUUGGCUUCGUCAUCUUCAUCAAGACGGAAAGCUUCGGCCCUCGCUACUUCUCCUUGUUCUUGAUGGUCUUCGUCUUCGCCCAGAACGGCACCCUCUAUUCCUGGAUCGCCAAUGCGCUCCCACGCCCGCCUGCCAAGCGUGCUGCCGCCUAUGCCUUUAUCAACUCUAUCGGUAAUUCGGCCAGUAUCUGGACUCCUUAUACCUAUCUUGAGAGCGAGAAGCCCAAGUAUUAUACUGCUAUGUAUGUUUGCAUUGGCUUACAGGUUUUGGGUCUCCUCUGUGGUGUCUUCAUGUACUUUAACCUGGGCAUGCUCAACAAGCGACAGGAGCGCUUGGAGAACGAGGAUACCCAGCUUACAGAGAAAGAGCUCCGACGGCUGCACCUCACGGCAGAGACCGAGGGAAUCGAUAUUGCCGCUGCGCGGCGGUUGCAAAAGGGAUUCCGCUAUGUGCAGUAA